Messenger RNA from Podarcis muralis (Common wall lizard), 1939 nucleotides. RefSeq names its product O-sialoglycoprotein endopeptidase like 1 (gene OSGEPL1). Gene Ontology annotation, biological process: tRNA threonylcarbamoyladenosine modification. NCBI's taxonomy places the organism in Eukaryota, Metazoa, Chordata, Lepidosauria, Squamata, Lacertidae. Gene Ontology annotation, cellular component: mitochondrion. The record is from RefSeq and is a predicted model, not a curated record.
AUUGCGCCAGUUUAACCCCUUCGGGGGCUUUCAACCUACCCCUCUUUGCACGCCCUUGAAUGGGGGAGAGGCUGUUUGUUGCCCGUUCGUAGACACAUACAGUACCCGGUUGGCGGGUAGCGAGUGGAAGAUUUAUUCAAACCGUGUGUCUUUGGAAACUGUGAAAUGUGACGCCUGAAUUGAUAAAGAAAGAACACCCUUUCAACACAAUGUUUUUGACACAGUUUCUUUGUAGGUAUGCCUGUCUACAGAAAUCUUUCGCAGUGAGCGGUUUUGGAGGAGCAAUUUCAAAACCUCCUGAACCUUGCUGGAUCUAUUGUUUAAGAAGAGUUUCUGUUUGCCGUGGCAAAUGCUUUUCUACCAAAAUAGUUCUGGGUAUCGAAACUAGCUGCGAUGAUACAGCCGCAGCUGUGGUGGAUGAAGCUGGCAACAUUUUAGGAGAAGCCCUGCAUUCUCAAAGCGCGGUUCAUCUGAAAACAGGUGGAAUUAUUCCUUCGGUGGCACAACAGCUUCACCAAGAAAACAUUGCAAGAGUAGUGCAAGAAGCACUUGCCAUCAGCAGAGUUAGCGCAGAUGGACUCUCAGCCAUUGCAACAACCGUGAAGCCAGGACUUGCUUUGAGCCUCGGAGUUGGGUUGGCCUAUAGUCUGGAACUGGUGGAGAAAUGCAAGAAGCCUUUCAUUCCCAUCCAUCAUAUGGAGGCGCACGCUCUUACCGUUAGGUUGACCAAUCGUGUGGACUUCCCGUUCCUGGUACUUUUGCUCUCUGGGGGUCACUGUAUACUAGCGGUAGCACAAGGAGUUUCAGAUUUCCUUCUCCUUGGACAGACAUUGGACAUUGCACCUGGGGACAUGUUGGAUAAGGUAGCCAGAAGGCUUUCUUUACGAAAGCACCCAGAGUGCUCUGGCCUGAGCGGUGGAAAAGCGAUAGAACGUUUGGCUCAGCAGGGAAAUAGGCGGCGUUAUGAAUUCAAAGUCCCCAUGGAGCAGCAUCACAACUGCAACUUUUCCUUUGCUGGACUUCAGUCCCAGGUCACUAGAGCGAUCGCAGAAAAAGAAAAGGAGGAAGGGCGUCAGGAAGGACAACUCCUGUCCUGCAUACCAGACCUUGCUGCAGCAGUCCAGCACACGGUAACUGCUCAUAUUGUCGCUCGAACGCACCGAGCCAUUCAUUUCUGUAGAAGGAAGGGUAUCUUGCCACAGAGGAAGGCAACUUUGGUGGCUUCGGGGGGUGUUGCAAGUAACCAGUAUAUCCGGAAAGCUCUGCAGGUUUUAACAGAUGCCACCGAUUUCGCCCUGGUAUGUCCGCCUCCCAGACUGUGCACUGACAACGGUGUUAUGAUUGCAUGGAAUGGCAUUGAAAGGCUUUGUGCGGGACUGGGUGUUUUAUAUAGCACAGAAGGCAUAAGAUACGAACCAAAAGCUCUGCUUGGGACUGAUAUCUCAGAAGAAGUCCAAAAAGCUUCCAUCAAAAUGCCAGACCAAAUCAGAUGUGAAAAGUGAAUUCUGCCACCAUCCGUUUCAAUGGGAGCUCCAUGCCAUUUGCCCCAGCCUCUGUAUGACAAUGUGCCAUUGCUGAGAUUUUUCAGUACUACACUGGGGAUAUCAAAAUGAAAAAUAAACCAAGAAUAAUUGAUAAUUGAUAUCAGCAUAGGCAUUCUUAUAAGGUGUAAAUGAAGAAGAUAUUUCUAAGCGUUCUAUCCUGUUCUGUAAAUUUCAACAUUGACCGUUGUCGACAGUUAAACAAGGCUUUUGGUUUCCAAAAGGACUAGUGGAAAGAAGAAGUAGAAGCAGAAGGGUUUGUGCAUGACAGAUAAUUCCAUUUCCUUUCCCAAGUGGUUGCAUACUUGAAUACAAUUGCUCUUCUUGAUUGUGGACUUCUUGAUUGUGAGGCUACCUACACCAAAGCGAAUUGGAAUAAAUCCCCUUCUGAACUUCUU